UCAAUUCUAUAGAAUUCCAAUUCCAAUUCCGGACCAUGAGUCUUUAAAAAUGUAAUUUUUUAUUCUGAUAAUCAAAAGACUAGUUUAAUUUUGUGUUUUAAUUUCAUGAUUCAAUUCGUUAAUCCAAUCGAUCGCAUUGUCAGUUCGAAGAUCCAGUUUACACAUUUUUAUUCCAGCGGUUUCCGGCUGAUACGACGUCGCUUAUACAUCGUCUGAGGUACUCAGCGCCAGGAAAUGGGCGGCGAAGAGAAGUGGUGCGUGGUGACCGGUGGCAGGGGAUUUGCGGCGCGACAUCUGGUGGUGAUGCUCAUCAGAUACGGCAUGUAUUCGGUUCGCAUUGCGGAUUUGGAGCCCUCCAUCGAGCUCGACGACGACGAGGAGAAUGGGGUUCUCGGUGAAGCUAUGAAGUCUGGCCGUGCGGACUACGUGUCUGCAGAUCUUCGCCACAAAGCACAAGCGUUUAAGGCUUGCAUAGGAGUUGUGGUUGUAUUCCAUAUGGCUGCUCCAGAUUCAUCCAUUAAUAACCAUCGGCUACAUUAUUCUGUCAACGUACAAGGAACCCAGAACAUUAUUGAUGCAUGUUCUAAGCUGAAAAUUAAAAGGCUUAUAUAUACAAGUUCCCCAAGUGUUGUCUUUGAUGGAGUCCAUGGAAUAUCUAAUGGAAAUGAAUCAUUACCCUAUCCUGCUAAGCACUAUGAUUCAUACUCUGCCACAAAAGCUGAAGGAGAAUCCCUAGUUAUCAAUUCAAAUGGUUCAAAUGGACUUCUAACAUGCUCCAUUCGACCUAGCAGUAUUUUUGGCCCUGGUGAUAGGUUGUUUGUUCCAUCAUUAGUCUCUGCAGUAAGGUCUGGGAAAUUAAAGUUCAUCAUUGGAGAUGGUAAGAACAUGUAUGACUUUACCUAUGUUGAGAAUGUUGCACAUGCUCACAUUUGUGCCGAGCGAGCUUUGGCAUCUGGAGGGGCAACAGCAGAUAAAGCAUCUGGACAGGCAUAUUUCAUUACCAAUGGGGAACCACUUCAAUUUUGGGAGUUCGUCUCUAUCAUUCUGGAAGGUCUUGGCUAUGAAAGGCCAAGAACCAAAGUUCCUGCCUUCCUUGUGCUGCCAAUUGCACAUAUGGCGGAGCUAAUAUAUAAAAUAAUUGCACCUUUUGGAAUGAAGGUACCACAGUUGAUACCUUCAAGAGUUCGACUUCUGUCUGUCAGCAGAACCUUUGAUUGUUCUAAAGCAAAUGACCUUCUUGGCUACACCCCUAUUGUGCCUCUACAGGAGGGAAUUAGAAGAACUAUUGACUCAUACCAACAUUGGAGAGCUGGUGUUGAAAUUGAAAGAAAGGGGCCUUCUAAAGCUGAAUUACUUCUUGGCACUGGGAAAGUUGCUGAAGCACUACUUUGGAGGGACAUAAAGCUGACACUCACUGUACUGGCGUUCUUGGCUGCAUUUUACUAUAAUUUUAUAGCAACUGGUUUGACCUUCAUAACAUCACUUUCCAAGCUUCUAUUGAUGGGAUCAGUCUUCCUCUUUGUCCAUGGAAAUCUACCCGAAAAAAUAUUAGGAUGUAAACUAGAAAAGAUUUCCGGAUCAAAAUUUCAUCUCUCUGCAGCUGCUUCCCACCAUUUUGCUUUAUCUGUGGUUUCGAUAUGGAAUUCUACUGCUCGGGAAUUCAAAUCACUUUGUAAGGGAAACGACAAUAGACUCUUCCUCAAGGUUGUUCUUUCAUUAUUGCUUCUCAGUAUCCUAGGAGCAAUUUCAGCACAUAAUGUUUUUGCUAUAGGACUGCCCGUCCUCUUUUUUUGUUUUGCUCUGUACGACAAAAAGGAGAAACAGAUCGACAAAAUAGGCCUAACAGCAAUUGCAUUUGCAUACAAACUGAAGUCCCGCGCUAGGGCAAAGAUUAACUUGAGGAAAAAGCAAUAACUGGUUAAAGGCUUCCACGUUUCACGUUGUUGUGUUUUUUUGGCAUGCGCUAGAGCAGCACAGGCUCUUUAGUGUGAGAUUUUGCAAGUAGUAUCGUUUUUGGCGAUGCCAUUCCGGUGGCCGUUUGCACGUGACGUGACUACUCCAGUCCAAUGCAGCUGGAUAUAUUCUUUUAUGGCGUAGAAUGUAUGGUUUUGUGGUGUUAGUCUCAUUGUUUGGAUGGUAGUAGUGAUUGAGUUGUUUAACCUGCCUUCUAUUUUCUUUUUUAUGCACAAGCAAGGAAUACCCACCUCUCAAAAUGCCUUUUUUGCUGUAUAUAUACGUAUUGUGUGGGCAUUUUUAUACAUGUCUUAUGUCUAUAUGUCUAAAUCAAUGUUUAACCCAA
Molecule: messenger RNA, 2299 nt
Organism: Salvia splendens (bonfire salvia)
Lineage: Eukaryota; Viridiplantae; Streptophyta; Magnoliopsida; Lamiales; Lamiaceae
Product: 3beta-hydroxysteroid-dehydrogenase/decarboxylase
Exons: 13
Coding region: 235-1914 (559 amino acids)
Biological process (GO): steroid biosynthetic process
Molecular function (GO): oxidoreductase activity, acting on the CH-OH group of donors, NAD or NADP as acceptor
Source: RefSeq, a predicted model, not a curated record